Messenger RNA from Anastrepha obliqua, 690 nucleotides. RefSeq lists its product as uncharacterized. The record is from RefSeq and is a predicted model, not a curated record. Lineage: Eukaryota; Metazoa; Arthropoda; Insecta; Diptera; Tephritidae. The transcript has 2 exons. The coding region runs from base 1 to 690 and encodes 229 amino acids.
AUGCGCUCCUACGUUAUAUUCGCUUGCUUGGCGACAAUCUACGCCGUCUCUGCGGCUCCACAAUACGGCUAUGGCUACGGGUCGCAACCAGCCGCCAGCAGUUUUGUACCCUCAGCACGUGGUGGUGAGAAAUAUUUGCCACCCGCUACCACAACACCAGCACCCAGCGUACACAAGCAAUUCUAUACGAUUUCGGCACCGGAGGAUACUGAUGAUGGCAAGCCCAAACAUUUAGUCAUCGGUCGUCCACAGAAGAACUAUCGUGUUGUCUUCAUUAAGGCACCAGGCCCCGAUAACUCCAACCGGAAAUUAUCUGCUGAAUUUGCACCACAAGAGGAGAAGACUGUCAUUUAUGUGCUUUCCAAGAAGGAUGACGAGUUGACAGCUAAUGACUUUGCCACACCAGCGCCAACGGUGCCAAGCAAACCCGAAGUCUUCUUCAUCAAAUACAAGACACCCGAGGAAGCAGAAGCAGCGCAAAAGGAAAUUCAAGAUCAAUAUGACCAACUGGGUGGCACUAAGGAAAUCUCCGAUGAAGGCACCGCCCCAGUGGCUUCGGUUAUUGGCUCCUUGGAUGGUAUUGCUCCCGAUGGCAGCUACAACUACAGAGCCAUUCAAGCGCCACCAGAGGACAUUGGCAGCGCGUCGUCACCACUUAGCCAAUUUUUGCCUGCUGCAGCUCGUUUGUAA